UGCGAGGCCGUGUCUUUCGACAUAUUGGACACCAAGUUCGACAUGAUCUUAGACAUGUCGUGGCCGCAAAGCGAAGACCAUCCGGUGAACUUUUAUCGACGCACCGUUCACGUUCAUGAUCAGUGGCGAACUAGUCCCAUGUACGGUGCCGCUUCCUCAUCCUUCGAUUGGUUGUCGCGUGGUCUCCGCGGCGAGCAUUCGCCAAUCCAUCCGGCGGAACGACAUCGAGGAGAUGGGCAUAUGUUUUCUUCACGCCCUCCCACCCGGUGAUCAGCCCAAGACGGAUACAUCGGACCCACGCAUCAUUGAGUUGUUGGACAGCUAUGAGGAUGUCUUCCAAGCUCCCGCUGGAGUAGUACCGGAUCGGCCCAUACGCCACGGGAUCACUCUCGAGGACGGCGCCGUACCUCCGCGCGGAUGUAUUUACCGCAUGAGCGAAGAUGAGCUUCAAGUGCUUAGGGCACAACUAGAUGACCUCUUGGCCAAGGGCUGGAUUCGCCCUAGCUGUUCGCCAUACGGUGCUCCCGUUCUCUUCGUCCGGAAGAAGAACAAGGACAUUCGUUUUUGCAUCGACUAUCGGAAACUUAACGUGCAAAUGAUCAAGAACGUCGGCCCUCUCCCUCGGAUCGAUGAUCUUCUCGAGCGACUAGGCGGCGCCAAGUACUUCUCAAAGCUUGACCUCAAGACCGGAUACCACCAGAUCGAGAUCCAGCCAAGAGAUCGGUACAAAACUGCAUUCAAGACGCGCCGGUCGCUGGACGAGCACCUUCGUUCCGUUUUGGAGCGGCUCCGUAUCGCCAAGUACAAGGCAAACUGCGACAAGUGCGAGUUUGCCCAGCAAGAGCUGGAGUACUUGGGCCAUUACGUUACGCCGCAAGGCAUUCGUCCGCUCGCGGACAAAGUACAAGCCAUUCAAGAUUGGUCGGACCUCAAGUGUACUACCGACGUCCGCUCCUUUCUUGGCUUAGCAUCAUACUACAUGCGCUUCGUCAAAGGUUUUCAACGGAUCGCUGCACCAUUGUCGCGACUUCAGUCCCCCUUGGUGCCCUUCGAGUUCAACGACGAAGCCCGGCACGCGUUCCAUACGCUGAAGACGGCUUUGCUCCAAGCUCCCGUCUUAAGCAUCUAUGACCCGACCUUGCCUACCAAAGUGAUUACGGACGCUUCUGGCUACGACAUCGGUGCGGUUUUGGAACAGCAUGACGACACAGACUGGCAUCCGGUUGAGUACUUCAGCCAAAAGGUGUCGCCCAUCAAUACACUUGAUGAGGUGAGGAAGAAGGAACUGCUAGCUUUUGUCACCAUACUUAAGCAUUGGCGUCACUUUCUCCUCGGGCGUCGGCGAUUCACGUGGACAACGGACAACAAUGCCUUGACUUAUUACAAGACGCAAGACACGGUGAGCAGCACGAUCGGUCGGUGGAUGUACUUCAUUGACCAGUUCGACUUCACCUCCAAGCAUAUACCGGGCUCCUCGAACAAGGCAGCGGAUGCUCUCUCACGAAGACCUGAUUUUUGCGCCUUGGUGCACUCCACAUUCGGCCUCGACGAGGACCUGCAACAACAUUUUGUAAACGGGUACAAGUCAGAUCCGGGAUUCUCCACACUCUAUGCGGACUUAUCAUCGGAUCACCCGCCGGCAAGCAAUUACUGCAUUGUCGACGGCUACUUGCUUCUCCAUACACGAGGCAAGGACUUGUUGUGUGUUCCCCAAGACCGCAUCUUGCCCACUCGCCUCCUUGGCGAAUACCACGAUUCGCAGUUGGCGGGACACCUUGGCGUCGCACGCACACUAGCACGACUCCGCCAACGAUUUCACUGGCCGGACAUCAUCAGCGACGUCAAUCGGUACAUUCAGUCAUGUGCAGUUUGCCACCGGAACAAAGGGCGCCAUCAGCUCCCGUACGACGAACUGAAACAGUGUCGAUUCCUCAAGAACCAGGUCUUUCCAUUGCUAUGGAUCCACGGCGUUCCGGAAGAUAUCGUUAGCGACCGCGACACUCGUUUCAUGUCAGCCUUUUGGACGACACUCAUGGUGGAAUCCGGCACCAGCAUGAAACCGAGUUCCGCACGACAUCCUCAAACGAAUGGGCAAACGGAACGUGCGCACCAGACUGCGCAGAUGAUGCUCCCGCACACUCAUCCGCCGGAUCAGAAGGACUGGGUUGACCGCCUUCCCGACAUAGAGUUCGCCUACAACACUUCGGUGUACCCGACGAUUGGCGUGACUCCAUUCGAGUUGCAUCACGGUGGACGGAAAGGACGUAUCUUCGCAGACAUUUUGCUUCCACGGGCUGCCGAUAUUGACGCCGCUUGCUCCCCCGCUUCUACACGGAAGUACAGGGAACUGCUGGCCAAAGCCCGCGCAAACAUGCAAAAGGCUCAGCACACAAUUGUUGCUCAAAUCUUUGGACACACUCAUAGGGAUGAGUUCAAGGUUCUUCACAGCAUGCUAAAUCAUUCUGUGCCAACAAGUUUAAGUCUCGUGGCCCCAUCUGUGACCCCGUUUUCCAAUAGAAAUCCAUCAUUCCGGGUUUAUGAUUACCACAGGAAGCCGUUCGUCUCUGGAGGGAGGAGGAUUGUGCUUGAAGACUAUACACAGUACAUGCUUGAUUUGGAUUUUGCGAACAUGGUCGGCAGGGCAUCGAACUGGGUGGCGGAGUAUAAAGUAAGAUCAUUAUAUAAGCUGGAUGCCCUCACACCGGAGAGCUUUCACGACCUUGCAACUCGGAUGGCAAAGGACUCCGACCUCUUGGCGCAAUACAUGAAUUACUGGAUGUUACAGAGGCCUGCUGCUUGUGACAAGGUCUGCUUGAAUGCCAGGCUUUGUUACCAGGUGACGAACACGUUCGAGGGCUACAAGCAUUGCAUGGGUGGAAAGGUAGAUGGCUGGGGAAUGAUCCUUGCGACGCUUAUGAAUAAGAUCAUGGAAUGCUGAAGCUGAGUACAGGUACUCUGCUGGUGCUGUAAGCAUCUUCUGUUUUGGUCACGACUCACGAGUGAAUAGUGGAAUACUGAAUGCUACACAUCAGUGGUGCCUUUGUGUGCCUGUGGUGAACUUACCGAAGUGGAGUCUUGGAUUUCUCAGAACUCUGUUAUUAUCUGCAAGGCAACUUUGAAGGACACGUUUGAAAUUUGAAUCAUACUUCACUCAACUCCUUGGAUCUUCUAAAGGUCACACUCUUUUGUGAUCCCACUGGAGGCAUGCAUUACCAUUCACAUUAUCACUGUCAUCAUCGUAGUACCAUCAUCAUCAUCAUACUCUUCCUCCUCCUCCUCCUCCUCCUCCUCCUCCUCCUCCUCCCCCCCCUCCCCAUCAUCAUCAUCAUCAUCAUCAUCAUAAUAAUAGUCAUCAUCGCCAUCAUCAUUAUCACCAUGGCCGUCAUCAUCGCCUCCUCCUCCUCCCCGUCAUCAUCAUCAUCAUCAUUGUCGUCGUCAUGGGUCGCUUGGUGACAGAAACUCAACUGCCAGGGCCAAUCGAGGGAGCACAAGCGCUGCUGAUCGAGUGUUGGAGCGAAAAUGCUUGGUUGCACCUCAACUCCUCAGGCAGGUUGAGCAACUUUCCUGAGUGGAAGGGGGGCUUUCAGACUUCAUUGUGGGUUUGCUGUACUCAACCCACUCUUUUCAAUUCAUGCAACCCACUAUUUUUCCAUCCUGCUACUACUGCAGGUAAGCAUACGUCCGUGAAAUGCACAACAUCCAUCCACUCUUUCUGAAAACCAGUUCUCUUAGAGGGAAUGUGCAGAAGGUUCUGUUGUAUGGAACAACACUUGCUCUUUUCCUAACAAUCUUUGCUGGCCAAGAGCCAACAAACCUUAACUUCAGAUGUACCUGGUUGCAAAAAAUCUGCUCUAGCCUGAGUAGCCCAGAGCAGAUGGCUGAACUCCAACAGACCAUCUCACUGGAAGCGAGCGGUCCACUUAGGUUGAAGUUGUUGAACUGCAAAAAAACAGGAACAAGAGACAUGGGAACAGCUGGCCUAGCUCAGUUGGUACACCCAUGAGCCAACUGUUGAAAUACAGACCAGAGUUCAAAUCCAGAUGGAACCAGAUGAAUGGGAAACCAAAAAAGAGAAAAAAAAGCCGGCGUCUUAAUGUCGGGCUCCAUUUGGCAGCGCAUGGGCUUGGCAGUCUAUCAAGCUGUGAGCCGAUGGCGGUUGUCUUCUGCCAACUAACAAUCACUGCAGUACUUUGCCAUAUAAAUCUGAAUAUUAUAAUCAAUGGAGCGGCUUUUUUUCCUUUUCUAUUUUUGAAAAAAUAAAUUAGCAGAGUAUUA
Molecule: messenger RNA, 4275 nt
Organism: Chara braunii
Lineage: Eukaryota; Viridiplantae; Streptophyta; Charophyceae; Charales; Characeae
Source: the annotation of a GenBank genome assembly